UUGUUUUGGAGAUACCCAAGUUGUGAUGUCAUUGUAAUAUAUCAAGGAAGUUUAUCAUCAAUAUAAAUACCGUCUACGAAAUAACAUAAGCAUAUCUUCAUCUUCGCGGCUAGACGCAUCAUCUGAAGUCAUGCUCAACUCCCGUUACCUCAAUGUUCUUCUCCUGAUUUGUCUUCUGACAAUUGGCCAAACAGAAUCCUGGUCACGAAGGCGCUCUUCACGUUCUAGAUCCAGAUCUAGCGGCUUGGGCAGGGCAUCAAGAGUUGCAGACACAAUAUUUACCAUGGCUGAUUUGGCACAAGUAUUCCGUGACAUGUUUAGAAGAGACAGAAAGCGAUCCGCUGAAAAUGCAAUACCUAAUAUAGAUAUAUGUAGAUUCACCACACUCGAUUUAAAUGACGACAACAACGUUACCAAGGAGGAAUUAGACACUCUGAUACAAAGCACGGGAUUACUGGAGCUGGAGGAAUUAUUUGAACAGCUCGAUCAAAACAAUGAUGAUAUCGUGACAAAGGAGGAGUACAUGGACUUGUAUGAAGAUGUAUGUGAUGGAGACCCGAAAGCAAACAACCAACAAAACGACAAACCAGACCUGAAGAAAGAUGAACAUACAGAAGACACAGUUUGAAAAUAGUUAGAGGAUUAGGAAACUUUUCAAAUAAUUUCUCUUAUCAGUAUAAUACGUUAGAGUAGCU
Messenger RNA from Saccostrea cuccullata (small rock oyster), 695 nucleotides. RefSeq lists its product as uncharacterized. Gene Ontology annotation, molecular function: calcium ion binding. The record is from RefSeq and is a predicted model, not a curated record. The transcript has 5 exons. NCBI's taxonomy places the organism in Eukaryota, Metazoa, Mollusca, Bivalvia, Ostreida, Ostreidae. The coding region runs from base 131 to 628 and encodes 165 amino acids.